Molecule: messenger RNA, 1423 nt
Organism: Acomys russatus (golden spiny mouse)
Lineage: Eukaryota; Metazoa; Chordata; Mammalia; Rodentia; Muridae
Gene: Nipal1
Product: NIPA like domain containing 1
Exons: 6
Coding region: 108-1355 (415 amino acids)
Biological process (GO): magnesium ion transport
Cellular component (GO): membrane
Molecular function (GO): magnesium ion transmembrane transporter activity
Source: RefSeq, a predicted model, not a curated record
CGCACACCCUUUGCUGACUCCAUAGCUCAGCCAGAACGAACGUGGGUUCCGGGGCACAGGUGUGUAAGAAACUAGCGCCAGCGGCAAGGAAGGUCGGUCCCCAGGCCAUGGGGGGACAGCUGAGGCUGCCGCCCGGAGAGCCCUGCCGAGAAGGCUAUGUGCUGUCUCUGGUUUGUUCAAAUUCGUCCCAGGCUUCCUGUGAGAUCACAAACGUGUCACAGCUGCUGGCUUCUCCCGUCCUCUACACAAACCUGAACUCCACCAUAACCAACUUCAGCAUUUCGGCAAAUGUAGAAAACAAAUACAGUCCUUAUGUGGGCUUCGUAUUGGCCAUAAGCUCCAGCAUUUUUAUUGGCUCAAGUUUUAUACUCAAAAAAAAGGGUCUCUUGCAACUGGCUAACAAGGGCGUUACUAGAGCAGGGCAAGGUGGAUACUCUUACCUCAAGGAAUGGGUGUGGUGGGCAGGACUACUGUCGAUGGCAGCUGGAGAGGCUGCGAACUUUGCUGCUUACGCAUUUGCACCUGCCACCUUGGUCACCCCACUGGGGGCUCUGAGUGUUCUCAUAAGUGCAAUAUUGUCUUCCUAUUUUUUAAACGAGCACUUGAACAUUCACGGGAAAAUAGGCUGCAUACUAAGUAUACUGGGGUCAACUGUGAUGGUUAUCCAUGCCCCACAGGAGGGAGAAGUCACUUCUUUGCAUGAAAUGGAAAUGAAACUGAGAGAUCCAGGUUUCAUUUCCUUUGCCGUGAUCGUCUCUGUGAUCUCGUUGGUGCUGAUUCUGAUUGUGGCCCCGAAGAAAGGACAGACUAAUAUAUUGGUCUAUAUUGCAGUCUGUUCUCUAAUUGGAGCAUUUUCGGUUUCCUCUGUCAAGGGCUUGGGGAUUGCCAUUAAGGAACUACUAGAGUGGAAGCCGGUUUACAAGGACCCCCUGGUCUUCAUCCUGCUGGCUGUGCUUAUACUUUCAGUAGCAACACAAGUUAACUAUCUCAACAAAGCCCUGGACACUUUCAACACAUCUCUGGUGACUCCUAUUUAUUACGUGUUCUUCACGUCCACCGUGGUGACCUGUUCUGCCAUCUUGUUCCAGGAGUGGUAUGGCAUGAAAGCUGGCGAUAUCAUUGGUACCCUGAGUGGGUUCUUCACCAUCAUCAACGGCAUCUUCCUUCUGCAUGCUUUUAAAAACACCAACAUCACCUGGAGCGAGCUCACAUCUACUAAGAAAGAAGUCUUUUCUCCCAGUGGCAGUCACAGCAAUUAUGUUCUACUAGACAAUACAGACUGCUCAGCCACGGGGUGCGAUGAUGACGUCACCCUGUUUAGCAGGAGUGAUGACCAAAAUAUCCAUAAACUUUGAGCUUUAACAGAGACACCCAGAGAGAAAUAGUACUUAUUCCUGGAAGGUCCAUCUUCAUGUUAGCAUAU